CGCUGCCAGGAAACUGGUCCAGGGCUUGGGAAGCGCAGGGCUGGGGUCCGCGCGGAAGUUUUCCCUGGAUUUCAAGUUGAAGAUUUUUCAGUUCAUAAUAUGAAAAUGCUGCUGAUUUUGUUCCUCAUAAUAAUUUUCUCUCAUUUUUCUGUGAACCAAGAUUCUGGCCCUGAGUAUGCAGAUGUCGUGUUUCUGGUGGACAGCUCUGAUCACCUGGGAAGGCAGUCCUUCCCUCUUGUGAAAACGUUCAUCAACAAAAUGAUCAACAGCCUCCCCAUAGAGGCCAGCAAAUACCGCGUGGCCCUGGCCCAGUACAGCGACAGGCUCCACAGUGAAUUCCAGCUGAGCACCUUCAAGGGCAAGAACCCCAUGUUGAACCACCUCAAGAAGAACUUCGCGUUCAUGGGCGGCUCCCUGAAGAUUGGAAAUGCUCUCCGGGAGGCUCACAGCACCUAUUUCUCUGGACCUGCAAACGGGAGAGACAAGAAGCUGUUUCCCCCGAUCCUGGUGGUCCUGGCUUCGGCUGAGUCCGAGGAUGACGUGGGAGAGGCUGCCGAGGCUCUGCGGAAAGAUGGGGUGAGAAUCAUCUCCGUGGGGGUGCAGAAAGCUUCGGAGGAGAACCUGAAGGCCAUGGCCACGGCUCAGUUUCAUUUCAACCUUCGGAAUGUCAGAGACCUCGGCACAUUUUCCCAGAACAUGACACAGGUCAUCAAGGAUGCCGCUCAGUACAAGGAAGGAGCAGUUGAUGACACUCUUGUCGAAGUUUGCCAAGGCACAUCCGUGGCCGACCUUGUGUUCCUGUUGGAUGUGUCUGUCAACGGCAGCGAGGAGAACUUUGACUAUCUUAAAGAAUUCCUAGAAGAAAGUGUAUCUGCUCUUGAUAUAAAGGAAAACUGCAUGAGGGUUGGCCUUGUGGCCUAUAGCGAUGAGACACAGGUGAUCAGUUCACUGAGCAGGGGCAUCAAUAAAUCGGAGGUCCUCCAGUCUAUACAGGACCUCUCUCCCCAGCCGGGCAGGGCCUACACCGGGGCCGCCAUCAGCAAGAUCAGGGAGGAGGUCUUCAGUGCACAGAACGGCAGUCGGAAGAAUCAGGGGGUGCCCCAGAUCACCGUGCUGGUGACCCACCAACCGUCAGAGGACAACGUGACCAAGGCAGCCCUGAACCUCCGGCGCCAGGGAGUGUCCAUCUUCACCGUGGGCAUAGAGGGGGCUAGCACCAUCGAGCUGGAAAAGAUAGCAUCGCACCCCGCCGAGCAGUUUGUCUCCAACCUGAAGACCUUCUCCGACCUGGCUGCUCACAACCAGACAUUCCUGAAGAAGCUGCGGAACCAAAUAACGCACACAGUCUCCGUCUUUUCAGAGCGGACCGAAACCCUCAAAUCCGGUUGCGUGGACACUGAAGAAGCAGACAUCUACCUGCUCAUUGAUGGCUCUGGGAGCACCCAGGCCGCAGACUUCCAGGAAAUGAAGACCUUCCUGUCAGAGGUCGUACGGAUGUUCAACAUCGCUCCCCAGAAGGUGCGGGUUGGGGCCGUUCAGUACGCUGACAGCUGGGACUUGGAAUUUGAAAUCAAUAAAUACUCAAACAAGCAGGAUUUGGGAAAGGCCAUCGAGAACAUCAGGCAGCUGGGUGGGAGUACGAACACGGGCGCGGCCCUAAAUUUCACACUGGGCCUGUUGCAAAAAGCAAAGAAGCAACGAGGAAACCGGGUGCCGUGUCAUCUCGUUGUCCUGACAAACGGCAUGUCCCAGGAUAGCAUCUUGGAGCCUGUGCGCAGACUGAGGGAAGAGCUCAUCCAUGUUUAUGCCAUCGGGGUCAAGGACGCCAACCAGACACAGCUGCGGGAAAUUGCAGGCGAGGAAGACAGGGUGUACUACGUGCAUGACUUCGACUCGUUGAAAGACAUAAGAAACAAAGUUGUUCAAGAAAUCUGUACUGAAGAAGCUUGCAAAGAGAUGAAAGCUGACAUCAUGUUUCUGGUGGACAGUUCUGGCAGUAUAGGAUCUGAGAACUUCUUCAAAAUGAAAACAUUUAUGAAACAUCUGGUGAACAAAUCUCAGAUUGGGGCAGAUCGGGUGCAAAUCGGAGUGGUCCAGUUCAGUGACAUCAAUAAGGAGGAGUUUCAGCUCAACAAGUAUAUGUCCCAAAGUGAAAUUUCAGAUGCAAUCGACCAAAUGCCUCACAUUGGACAAACCACGAUGACUGGCAGUGCCCUGACCUUUGUGUCUCAGUACUUUAGCCCCACCAAGGGGGCCCGGCCCAAUGUCAGGAAGUUUCUCAUCCUUAUCACAGAUGGUGAAGCUCAUGACAUAGUCAAGGACCCAGCGGUAGCCCUUCGGCAAGAUGGCAUAAUUAUCUACUCUGUGGGGGUGUUUGGCUCCAAUGUCACCCAGCUGGAGGAGAUCAGCGGGAGGCCAGACAUGGUUUUUUAUGUUGAGAAUUUUGACAUUCUGCAGGGCAUUGAAGAUGAUCUUGUUUUUGGAAUAUGCAGCCCCCAUGAAGAAUGCAAGCGAAUUGAAGUGUUAGAUGUUGUGUUUGUAAUUGACAGCUCUGGCAGCAUUGACUCUAAUGAAUAUAAUAUCAUGAAGGAUUUCAUGAUAAACUUGGUGAAAAAAGCUGAUGUUGGCAAGAAUCGGGUCCGGUUUGGGGCUAUGAAGUACGCUGAUGAUCCAGAGGUGCUAUUUUAUCUGGAUGACCUUGGCACGAAAUCAGAAGUGAUCUCAGCACUCCAGAAUGACCACCCCAAGGGGGGCAACACGUACACCGCUGAGGCACUAGCCUUCUCGGACCACAUGUUCACCGAAGCCCGUGGCAGCCGCGUGCACCGAGGGGUCCCCCAAGUCCUCAUCGUGAUCACCGAUGGGGAAUCCCAUGAUACAGAAAAGCUCAACGCCACAGCCAAGGCCUUGAGAGACAAAGGCAUUCUUGUCCUGGCCGUGGGGAUCGAUGAUGCUAAUCCCGUGGAGCUGCUCGCCAUGGCGGGAUCAAGUGACAAGUACUUCUUCGUGAAGACUUUUGGAGGCCUGAAGGGGAUAUUUUCGGACCUGUCAGCCAGUGUGUGUAACUCUUCACAAGUAGGUUGUGAAAUUGAAAAAGUAGAUCUAGUUUUCCUCAUAGAUGGUUCAAAUAGCAUUGGUUCAGAUGACUUCAAGAAGAUGAAGGCGUUCUUGGCAUCUGUUGUUCAAGACUUUGGUGUCAGUGCCAACAGAGUGCAAAUAGGAGCGGCCCAGUUUAGCCAUACCUAUCGGCCAGAGUUUCCACUGGGAAAGUUCACAGGCAAAAAGGAGGUAUCAUUUCAGAUUGAAAACAUCCAGCAGAUCUAUGGAGGCACACACAUCGGCGCUGCGCUCCGGAUGGUGGGGCAUUACUUCCAGCCAGACAUGGGCAGCCGGAUGAAUGCAGGUACCCCACAGGUGUUGCUGCUCCUCACAGAUGGCCAGUCCCAAGAUGAGGUGGCUCAGGCCGCAGAAGAGCUGAGACACAAAGGUAUUGACAUCUACACUGUGGGCAUCGGGAAAGUGGACGACCAGCAGCUCAUUCAGAUCAGCGGGACUGCAAGUAAGAAGCUGACGGUUGAUAACUUUGAUGAACUACAGAAGGCCAAGAAAAGGAUAAUUCGCAACAUCUGUACCACAGGGGGUGACAGCAAUUGUUUUGUGGAUGUUGUGAUAGGAUUUGACAUCUCAACUCAGCAGAAGGGGCAGACUUUUCUCGAUGGUCAAUCUUGGAUGGAAACCUACCUUCAAGACAUCUUACAUGCAGUCAGCUCCCUUAAUGGGGUUAGCUGUGAGGUGGGCACGGAGACUCAGGUUAGCAUGGCUUUUCAAGUGACCAAUGCCAUGGAAAAAUAUUCCCCCAAGUUUGAGAUCUACAGUGAAAACAUACUGAAUAGCUUGAAGGAUGUAACAGUUAAAGGACCAUCUUUUCUCAAUGCAAAUUUCUUGAGUUCCCUGUGGGAUGCUUUUCAGAAUAAAUCGGCUGCUCGAGGCAAGGUGGUUCUCUUAUUUUCGGAUGGAUUGGAUGAUGAUAUUGAAAAACUUGAACAAAAAUCUGAUGAGCUUAGAAAAGAAGGCCUGAAUGCCCUCAUAACUGUUGCUCUGACUGGAGCCACGGACUCAAGUGACCUGGCUGAUCUUCUUUACAUUGAAUUUGGGAAAGGAUUUGAGUACAGGACCCAGUUCACUAUUGGAAUGAGGGAUCUCGGGAGCCAAUUGUCAAAGCAUUUGGUCAAUGUUGCCGAAAGGACUUGCUGUUGUUUAUUUUGCAAGUGUAUUGGAGAAGAUGGCACCAUGGGAGAUCCUGGACCAGCUGGGAAAAAGGGACUCCCAGGUUUUAAAGGCAGUGAAGGCUACCUGGGAGAGGAGGGCAUUGCUGGAGAAAGAGGAGCCACUGGACCAGUGGGAGAGCAAGGCACUAAGGGAUGCUAUGGCGCCAAAGGUCCCAAGGGACAAAGGGGACUAUAUGGACAGGAGGGAGAAGCUGGGGAAAGCGGAAUUGAUGGAUUAAAUGGUGUACAGGGUGACAAUGGCCUUCCUGGAAGAAAAGGAGAAAAGGGUGAUGAAGGAUCCCAGGGAAGUCCAGGAAAGAAAGGGAUUGCUGGCGACCGUGGAGCAAAGGGCCUGCGAGGAGACCCUGGAGUUCCUGGAUUUAACAACAGCAUAGAAGGACCCAAGGGCUUGAAAGGAGAUCAUGGAAGAGAGGGUAGAAGAGGCUGGCCAGGCCCCCCUGGAACACCAGGCUCCAGAAGACAGACAGCAGCUCAUGGCCAAAGGGGACAUAUAGGCCCGCAGGGGGCAACAGGCAUCCCAGGCCCAGAUGGACUUGAAGGCUCACUCGGACUUAAGGGCCCUCAGGGCCCAAGAGGAGAGGCUGGUGCAAAAGGAACAAAAGGAGGUCUGGGAAGUCGAGGUCCCCAGGGGCCUCCAGGACCAGAAGGAAAGGCAGGAAGUCAAGGCCAUUUGGGAAGCCAAGGAAAUAAAGGAGAACCUGGAGAUGUAGGAGAAAAAGGAGCUGUUGGCCUUUCUGGUCCUAGAGGCUUACCGGGUGACGAUGGCAGCCCAGGUUAUGGCAACAUCGGAAGUAAAGGAGCAAAGGGACAAGACGGAUUCCCUGGACAGAGUGGACCUAAGGGUGAGAUUGGGGACCCUGGUGGUCCAGGAAAAACUGGACCCAAGGGUGCUAGAGGUCAGACGAUAUCCGCUGGACUUCCAGGAGAACCAGGAUCCCCUGGGGAGAUGGGACCUCCUGGACGCAAGGGUGUGAAAGGGGCCAAAGGAAUGGCUUCAUUUUCCAUGUGUGAGCUCAUUCAGUAUGUGCGGGACCAUAGCCGUAAGUACCCUGCUUAAAAUGAUCACCCAAGCUGUCAGCAUUCACAGAAGAAAAGCAGCAAUUUCUGCACUCAAAAUUGAGA
Miniopterus natalensis is the source of this 5411-nucleotide messenger RNA. NCBI's taxonomy places the organism in Eukaryota, Metazoa, Chordata, Mammalia, Chiroptera, Miniopteridae. The record is from RefSeq and is a predicted model, not a curated record.